Messenger RNA from Olea europaea var. sylvestris, 2614 nucleotides. RefSeq names its product G-type lectin S-receptor-like serine/threonine-protein kinase LECRK1. The coding region runs from base 116 to 2488 and encodes 790 amino acids. Gene Ontology annotation, molecular function: ATP binding; protein serine/threonine kinase activity. Gene Ontology annotation, biological process: protein phosphorylation. NCBI's taxonomy places the organism in Eukaryota, Viridiplantae, Streptophyta, Magnoliopsida, Lamiales, Oleaceae. The record is from RefSeq and is a predicted model, not a curated record. The transcript has a single exon.
GAUUCAUGUAUGUACACUUUGUUCAAACAAACAGAGCUUAAGCAUUGACUGCAACGAGUCAUAGCGACUUAGCGAGUACGCUGAUCACUUCAAAUAACACAUAUUUCCUUCCCCAAUGAAACAAAGAAGCCAUAUCCCAAGAAAAGUGGAGAAUCUAUUUUCCAUGGCUGUUUUUCCAUGUUUUCUCAUUAUUUCCGCAUUAAUGGCAGCAUCAGCCCAGCAACAAAGAUAUUCCAAUAUUUCCCUUGGAUCUUCUUUAACCCCCAGUACAAAUUCAUCAUGGCUGUCACCUUUUGGACUCUAUGCUUUUGGAUUCUACAACGUAACAAAUGGCUAUGCUGUUGGAAUUUUUCUUGCUGGGAUUCCAGAAAAAACUGUAGUGUGGACAGCCAACAGGGAUGAUCCCGUCUCUCCCAGCGACGUGGUUUUAGUAUUAACCAAUGAUGGAAGGCUCAUUUUGCAGCAGGAAGGUAGAGAUGACAAAAAUAUUGUGCCUGUUGCUUCAGCUUCAAUGCUUGACAAUGGAAAUUUUGUGCUGUACGAUUCGGCUCAGAAUAUCACAUGGCAGAGUUUUGAUAACCCGACGGACGCUCUUUUGCCCGGGCAACGUCUAUCGGCUGGAGAAGAGAUCGUCUCCAGUGCUUCGAAAUCGAACCCUGCCAAAGGGAUUUUCAGUCUCAGGAUGCAAGCUGAUGGGAACCUGGUGCAAUACCCUGCGGAACCUAACGUCACGUCGUCUGAUGCUUACUAUUCAACACAAACCUUUGGACAGGGCAGUGAUGUAUCAUUGAAUCUUGAUAAUAAUGGCCAUCCUUAUUUGUUCGAUGGAAUCUCCAUUAUAUUCAAUUUAUCAACGCGACAAUAUCGAACAAGAACUAUCUACCUCAUCCUCAUGAGAAUUGAUGUGGAUGGUAUUUUUCGUGUAUAUAAUCGCUCGUUGGAUCGUCAAGGCAACUGGGCUAUAGAAUGGUUCUCCAAUGAAGAUAAAUGUGUCCCAAAGGGUGCAUGCCCGGUAAAUAGUCUCUGUAGUAUGGCGGAUGGGCAUACAGGGUGUGAAUGUCUUCCAGGAUUUUUACCUGUUAUUCCAGGCAAUCUGAGCUUAGGAUGUGAAAGGAAUUUUUCCAUGGAAAGUUGUAAAGACAAUGAUCAAAAUGUCAGUUAUAGAAUGAGAUCCCUGGAUAACACAGUGUGGGAAGACACUGAUUAUGAUAUUAUAGAAGAUAUGAAGACUAAAGAAGAUUGUGAAAAUGCUUGUUUGGGCGACUGCAAUUGUGAUGCCGCUUUCUUUAAAGAUGGAAUCUGCAGAAAGCAAAAGCUUCCAUUGAGAUACGGAAGAAGAUUGCAGGGUGAUUCAAACGUUGCUCUUAUCAAGGUGGGCACAAGUUCAUCUUUCACACAGGGAGUUCCAAAUAAUUCAGUUAAUGAAGUCGUGAAAAAACGUCGUCUAGACAACUUCUUAAUCAUCAGAAUUUCGCUUGUUGCUUUGGCUGCAAUGAUCUUGGCAAUUUCUUGGGUUUAUGUCCACCGAAAUCAUGUUGGGACCUAUAUGAUUUCCAACAACAGAAAUGUUGAAAUGAUUGAUGACGUUGGUUUGCGAGCAUUUACUUAUGCAGAACUUGUGCAAGCCACAAAUGAAUUCGAAGAAGAGCUCGGUAGAGGAGCAUCUGGCACAGUUUACAAAGGGAUUCUAUCAAACAACGAAAUUAUUGUGGCCGUGAAGAGGCUCGAGAAAGAAUUGGCAGGAAUGAGAGAGUUUCAAACUGAGAUGAAGGUGAUAGGGAAAACAUAUCAUCGUAUUCUUGUCCGUCUUCUUGGUUACUGCUUCGAAGGAUCCGAGUGGCUUCUGGUAUAUGAAUACAUGAGCAAUGGAUCACUUGCAGAUAUACUUUUCAAUCCCGAAAGUCGGCCAUGCUGGGAGGAAAGAAUUAGAAUCUCUCUUGAUAUUGCCAGAGGCAUCCUCUACUUGCACGAGGAGUGUGAGACACGGAUCAUUCAUUGUGAUAUUAAACCUCAAAACAUUCUCAUGGAUGAGCACAGAUGUGCAAAGAUUUCCGACUUUGGAUUGGCAAAACUCUUAAUGCUAGAUCAAACAUACACCAAUACAGGGAUCAGAGGAACAAGGGGUUAUGUUGCCCCAGAGUGGCUCAUGAAUUUACCAGUGACAGUCAAAGCAGAUGUUUACCGCUUUGGAAUUGUGUUGCUAGAAAUCAUAUGUUGUCGAAGAAGUGUUGAUCGAAGACUCUCUGAGAAUGAAGCUAUUCUUCAAGAAUGGGUUUACAACUGUUAUGCUGCCGGAGAGCUGAAUAAACUGGUGGGAUAUGAGGACGUUGACACAAGAACAUUGGACAGGAUGAUUAAAAUUGGUAUCUGGUGCAUCCAAGACGAGCCAUCUAUGCGUCCGUCAAUGAAGAAUGUUCUAUUGAUGCUGGAUGGGACUUUAGACAUUCCAGUACCUCCAUGUCCUAAUUCUUUCCGAAGUUCCAUUUAGAAUGAUUUUUUCCCACAUUCUGCAUUCUGUUUUAUCUUUUUUGUUGGUUUUGUGAAUGUAAUUUUAGUGUGAGAACAGUUAAUCAUUCAGGUAACAGAUUGAUUCGUCGUCAUUACUUGCAUUUUC